AUGUACACACAUGCUCAUAGCUCUAAGCUCAUCCCUACUGUGGUGGAGGCGGUGGCGGUGGCGGUGGCGGAGGCGGUGGCGGUGGCGGAGGCGGUGGCGGUGGCGGUGGCGGUGCCGGUGCCGGUGCCGGUGCCGGUGGCGGUGGCGGUGGCGGUGGCGGUGGCGGUGCCGGUGCCGGUGCCGGUGCCGGUGCCGGUGCCGGUGGCGGAGGCGGUGGCGGUGGCGGUGGCGGUGGCGGUGGCGGUGGCGGUGGCGGUGGCGGUGGCGGUGGCGGAGGCGGUGGCGGUGGCGGUGGCGGUGGCGGUGGCGGUGGCGGUGGCGGUGGCGGUGGCGGUGGCGGUGGCGGUGGCGGUGGCGGAGGCGGAGGCGGUGGCGGUGGCGGAGGCGGUGGCGGUGGCGGUGGCGGUGGCGGUGGCGGUGGCGGUGGCGGUGGCGGUGGCGGUGGCGGUGGCGGCGGUGGCGGUGGCGGUGGCGGUGGCGGAGGCGGUGGCGGUGGCGGUGGCGGUGGCGGUGGCGGUGGCGGUGGCGGAGGCGGUGGCGGUGGCGGUGGCGGUGGCGGUGGCGGUGGCGGAGGCGGUGGCGGUGGCGGUGGCGGUGGCGGUGGCGGUGGCGGUGGCGGUGGCGGUGGCGGUGGCGGUGGCGGAGGCGGUGGCGGUGGCGGUGGCGGUGGCGGUGGCGGUGGCGGUGCCGGUGCCGGUGGCGGUGGCGGUGGCGGUGGCGGUGGCGGAGGCGGUGGCGGAGGCGGUGCCGGUGCCGGUGCCGGUGCCGGUGCCGGUGUCGGUGCCGGAGGCGGUGCCGGAGGCGGUGGCGGUGGCGGUGGCGGUGGCGGUGGCGGUGGCGGUGGCGGUGGCGGUGGCGGUGGCGGAGGCGGUGGCGGUGGCGGUGGCGGUGGCGGUGGCGGUGGCGGUGGCGGUGGCGGUGGCGGUGGCGGAGGCGGUGGCGGUGGCGGUGGCGGUGGCGGUGGCGGUGGCGGUGGCGGUGGCGGUGGCGGUGGCGGUGGCGGUGGCGGAGGCGGAGGCGGUGGCGGUGGCGGAGGCGGUGGCGGUGGCGGUGGCGGUGGCGGUGGCGGUGGCGGUGGCGGUGGCGGUGGCGGUGGCGGUGGCGGUGGCGGUGGCGGAGGCGGUGGCGGAGGCGGUGGCGGUGGCGGUGGCGGUGGCGGUGGCGGUGGCGGUGGCGGUGGCGGUGGCGGUGGCGGUGGCGGUGGCGGUGGCGGAGGCGGUGGCGGUGGCGGUGGCGGUGGCGGAGGCGGUGGCGGUGGCGGUGGCGGUGGCGGUGGCGGUGGCGGUGGCGGAGGAGGCGGUGGCGGUGGCGGUGGCGGUGGCGGUGGCGGUGGCGGAGGCGGUGGCGGUGGCGGUGGCGGUGGCGGUGGCGGUGGCGGUGGCGGUGGCGGUGGCGGUGGCGGUGGCGGAGGCGGUGGCGGUGGCGGUGGCGGUGGCGGUGGCGGUGCCGGUGCCGGUGCCGGUGCCGGUGGCGGUGGCGGUGGCGGUGGCGGUGGCGGAGGCGGUGGCGGAGGCGGUGCCGGUGCCGGUGCCGGUGCCGGUGCCGGUGCCGGUGUCGGUGCCGGAGGCGGUGCCGGAGGCGGUGGCGGUGGCGGUGGCGGUGGCGGUGGCGGUGGCGGUGGCGGUGGCGGUGGCGGUGGCGGUGGCGGAGGCGGUGGCGGUGGCGGUGGCGGUGGCGGUGGCGGUGGCGGUGGCGGUGGCGGUGGCGGUGGCGGAGGCGGUGGCGGUGGCGGUGGCGGUGGCGGUGGCGGUGGCGGUGGCGGUGGCGGUGGCGGUUGCGGUGGCGGUGGCGGUGGCGGAGGCGGAGGCGGUGGCGGUGGCGGUGGCGGUGGCGGUGGCGGUGGCGGAGGCGGAGGCGGUGGCGGUGGCGGUGGCGGUGGCGGUGGCGGUGGCGGUGGUGGUGGAGGUGGAGGUGGUGGUGGUGGUGGAGGAGUGGGGAAGGGGGCGCAGGGUAAGCAGGGAAGCAGGGGAAUGGGGAGCAGGGGAGCAGUGGAGAAGGGGAGCAGUGGAGAAGGGGAGCAGCGGAGCAGGGGAGAAGGGGAGGCAACGGGGCAGAGCAGCAGAGGGUCGACUGGCACACAUGGUACAGGACAAGGGCUGA
This is a messenger RNA of Closterium sp. Naga37s-1, 2100 nucleotides long. The record is from the annotation of a GenBank genome assembly. Lineage: Eukaryota; Viridiplantae; Streptophyta; Zygnematophyceae; Desmidiales; Closteriaceae.